AUGUCAAAGGAAGAUGAGAAGGUCAUUCCCGUACGUGUUGCCCUACGGUGCCGACCCCUGGUGCCCAAGGAAAUCAACGAAGGCUGCCAGAGUUGCCUCACGUUCGUCCCGGGAGAGCCUCAGGUCGUUGUUGGCAAUGAUAAGGCAUUCACAUACGAUUAUGUUUUCGACCCAAUGACUGAACAAGAAGAGGUCUUCAACACGGCUGUUUCACCGUUAUUGUCUGGGCUGCUGAAAGGUUACAAUGCCACUGUGCUGGCUUAUGGACAGACCGGCUCGGGAAAGACCUUUUCAAUGGGAGGGACCUACACGUCUGCCCAGGAGAACGACCCAACCGUCGGGGUCAUUCCUAGAGUUAUCAAGAGAAUCUUCCAGGAGAAAGACAAGAGAACAGACUGUCAGUGUGCUUUGGCUGUGUCGUACCUGGAGAUAUAUAAUGAGGAAAUCCUGGACCUGCUGUGCAGCUCCAAGGACAAGCCAGCCAUCAGCAUUCGAGAGGAUCCUAAGGAGGGCAUUAAGAUCGUUGGCCUGAUGGAGAAGGAGGUGUUUAGUGCCCAGCAGAUGGUGGGGUGCCUGGAGGUGGGGAACACCGCCCGCACGGUGGGCUCAACCGCCAUGAACGCCGCGUCGUCCCGCUCCCACGCCAUCUUCACCAUCACCUUUGAGCAGCGGGCCGGCGGAGACAAGGGCGACUCCAUGGUCUCCAAACUCCACCUGGUGGACCUGGCUGGCUCUGAGAGACAGAAGAAAACGAAGGCGGAGGGAGAACGGCUGAAAGAAGGGAUCAGCAUCAACCGAGGUCUGCUGUCACUGGGCAAUGUGAUCAGCGCCCUGGGUGACGAAAGCAAGAAGGGGACCUUUGUGCCGUACAGGGACUCGAAGCUGACCCGCCUACUGCAGGAUUCUCUGGGAGGAAACAGCCACACCUUAAUGAUCGCCUGCGUCAGCCCGGCGGACUCCAACAUCGAGGAGACCAUCAACACGCUGCGCUACGCGGACCGGGCCCGCAAAAUCAAAAACAAGCCCAUCGUCAACGUGGACCCACGUUCGGCUGAGAUGAAGCGCUUGAAGCAGCAGGUCCAGGAGCUUCAGGUGUUGCUGCUACACGCAAGGGGGGGCGUGGCUCCGGUGCUCUCUGGAUCUGAGCCUGCUGAAAAUGUGUCGAAGAUCUUGGAGAGGAACCGCUGUCUGCAGGACGAGAACAACAAGCUGAGCCGGGAGCUGAGUGAGGCUGUGGGCCAGACUGCCCAGAUGUUCGAGAGGGUGCUCAUGACCGAACAAGCCAAUGAGAAGCUUCAAAGUAAACUGGAGGAACUGAAGCAGCACGCGGCUUGUAAGGUUGACCUGCAGAGGGUGGUAGAGACCCUGGAGGACCAGGAGCUGAAAGAAAAUGUGGAGGUGAUCCGCAAUCUGCAGCAAGUCAUCGUGCACCUGCAGGACGAGAGUGCCGGGAUAGCGGCCUCUAUAGAGGCGAUGGCCGUGCAGGAGUGCCACACUCCAGGCUCGCACAGAGAGCGCGGUGUCUCCACAGAGACAGGAAACGGGACCCCCACGGAGGAUUCGGGCGACAGCGGCGCGGCGGCGGGCAAAUGCUCCCCGGAGGCCUUCGCUACCCAGCAUGCCCUGCGGCAGGCGCAGAUGUCUAAGGAGCUGAUCGAGCUCAACAAAGUCCUGGCUCUGAAGGAGGCCUUUGUCAAGAAAAUGUGCCAGAACGACAGCCAUCUGGAGCCCAUGCAGACCGAGCACCAGGAGAACAUCAAGAGCCUGCAGGGCGCCGUCUCAUCUCUCCAGAAGGAAAAGGAGGACCUCAUCCUGGCUCUCCACUCAGCAAAGAAAGACACCAAUCAGGCCAAGCUGAGCGAACAGCGCAGGAAGAGGCUGCAGGAGCUGGAGGGCCAGAUCACCGAGCUGAAGAAGAAGCUGCAGGAGCAGGCCAAGCUGCUCAAGCUCAAGGAGACGUCCGUGCGCAACGUGGCCAAGCUCAACCAGGAGAUCCAGGCUAUGAAGUCACAGCGUGUGCAGCUGAUGAAGCAGAUGAAGGAGGACUCGGAGAAGUUCCGCCAGUGGAAACAGAAAAAGGACAAGGAGGUGUUACAGCUCAAGGAGAAGGACCGCAAGCGUCAGUAUGAGAUGGUAAAGCUGGAGAGAGACUUUGAGAAACAGGCCAACGUCCUACGGCGUAAAACGGAAGAGGCGGCGGCGGCGAACAAGCGUCUGAAGGAUGCCCUGAUGAAGAGGAACGAGGCAGCCGAAAAGCGCAAAGAGACUCAGAACCGGGGGAUGGAGGGCGCUGCUAGCAGAGUGAAGAGCUGGCUGCAGAGCGAGGUGGAGGUGCUGGUGAGCACGGAGGAGGCGCGGCGCCACCUGCAGGACCUGCUGGAGGACAGGAAGAUCCUGGCCGAGGAGAUCUCCCACCUCAAAGAGCGCAUCGAGGCGGGCGAGCGCUCCUCUGCCAAAGUCCGGCGACGCACAUUUACCAUCUCAGAGUUGGAAAACCAGGGGGAGCUGGAGGCCUCCCUGGGGAAGCAGGUGGAGAACCUGGAGACGGAGAUGGGAUUGAGGAGCGCCCAGAUCGCCGACCUGCAGCAGAAGGUGCUGGACGCGGACAACGAGGGGCGGGUGAAGCAGCGCUGGGACAACAUCGCCACCAUCGUGGAGGCCAAGUGCGCCCUCAAGUUCCUCAUGUCGGAGCUGGUGUCGGCGAAGGUGAUGACAGCCAAGCUGGAGAACGACCUGAGGCAGGAGCAGGCGAACUACAGCGACCUGCAGAAGGUGUUGAGUGAUGAGAGGAAGCUCAUGUCCACCAUGGACAUGGAGCACCAGAGCCACCUGGUGGAACUGGAGCAGAGACACCAGGAGAAGGUUCUGUACCUUCUGAGCCAGCUACAGAAUAAGCCUGUGACAGCGGAGGCCGAGGAGAGCGAGAAGGAGGGGGAGACGUCGAAGCGAGAGAGGGAGCUGCUGCAGCGUCUGAAGUUCCAGGAGGAAGAGAUUGAGAAGAUGAAGGAGCUGAGUGAGCAGAAUCAGAGGCUGAUGGAGGAGAAUGAGCAGCACAAGCAGAAAUUUGCAUUGCUUCAGGUGGCCAGCGCAAAGAAAAUGUCAGUUCUGUUACCAGCGUCAAGUCAGUCCCCGGACACAUCCUUCGAGUACAUCCCGCCGAAGCCAAAGGGUCGUCGAUUCACCACGGCCAAAGCGAACAGAUUCACCUCCACCAUCGACGUCGAUGAGCUGGUGUCCCCCUCGGAGUCUGAGGAUGAGGACAAGAUCGAAGAGUGGGUCCCUGAGAAGAACAAAGGGCGCAAAAACACCAGGAAAAGUAAAGCAACGGGGUGUGCCUGCAAGGGGCGCUGUGGCAACAAAAUGUGCCGCUGCCGCAAGGGGAAGGUGGCCUGCGGGGAGAACUGCCACUGCGACCACGAGAAGUGCCGCAACUUGGAGCACCUGCUGUCCAGCGUGGACUCGAGUGAGAUGGAGGAUAGGUCGAAAGAUUCGGUGUUCACCCCUCAGGACCCCACUGCGGUGAGUCCCACGGACUGCACCUUCUUCAAACCCCCCUGCGUCACACCCACCUUGAAGGUGCUGAUGGAGAGCGGGGAAACGGCGCAGCUUCCUCCCGACCUGAAGCUGGAGAGGAAGCCGGGCGCGGCGGAGGACGAUGAGGAGGGGGACGAGGGGGAUGUGAGCAGGAUCAGCUUCUUGAAAAAGAAGAAGCGCAUUCUGACCAACAGCCAGAACAGCUUCUUCUCGGGGUGCACGCCCAUACGGGAGGAGGUCUGA
Messenger RNA from Megalops cyprinoides (Indo-Pacific tarpon), 3777 nucleotides. It is a transcript of the gene kif4, whose product is annotated as kinesin family member 4. Gene Ontology annotation, molecular function: microtubule binding; ATP binding; microtubule motor activity. NCBI's taxonomy places the organism in Eukaryota, Metazoa, Chordata, Actinopteri, Elopiformes, Megalopidae. The record is from RefSeq and is a predicted model, not a curated record. Bases 1 to 3777 code for a protein of 1258 amino acids. The transcript is spliced from 30 exons. Gene Ontology annotation, biological process: mitotic spindle organization; microtubule-based movement.